AUGUCUGCACCUUACUGGGAACCUGGAACUGCAUACAAGCCCGGCGAUGUCGUCCAAUACGAAGGCCAUCGCUACAAGAUUGUUAUUCCUCACACCUCUCAGAGCGAUUGGGCUCCUACCGUGACUCCAAACCUCUGGGGGCGCCUUUCCGAUGAGGAUCAAGGUCAAUGGGGUGGAUAUCAGGAAAAACACCAACAGCCUGCAGCUUAUCAGCCGGCUCCAGAAUUCCAUCCUCCUGCUCCAGAGGGUCAGAAAGUUGACAUUCAGCCCGAAGAACGCCAGAAACACUGGUACGAUCUCGAUGAUCACAGGAAGAAGGAACUCGAGAUCGGAGGCGGAUUGCUCGGAGCCAUCGGGGCUGCUGCUGCAGGCUACUACGUAUACAAGCACCAUGAGAAGAGCGAAGAAGAUAAAAAGGCUGAUUCGUGGGCUCUUCAAAAUUGGCUACAUGAUGCUGAAGCGCGACUCAACGAAUAUAAGAAAUAUGGACCUCGCUCCCCAGCACAAUGGGUACUCAACAGAGGCAAAAAUAUCCCUCCUAACGCGAUUGUUGUAGGACCGGAACAUGAUUGGAUGCUCUGGAUCUGCAGAGCUUAUGUUGAUAUACAUUCUCAAAUGGUAGAGGUUGGCAAGGCAUCCAAUGUGUUUGAAAAAGGCGCUGUCGUAGGCUAUGAUAACAAGGAAAUACAGCUCGACACGUAUGAAAUCCUAGUCGGGGACAUGCACGGCUUGCAAUGGGUCCCUGCCAGCGGUCGUCUCAACGUCGAGAACCUCGGCCUUCGUCCAGUCGAAGGCGGUCGAGACAAAGACGGGACACCCUUGUAUAUCGCCCAAGGGCCUCACAAAGAUGCUGUCCAUCCUGGAAUUGCAAGCUCCAAACUCGACGGCGCCUACAUCCCCUAUGGCGGUAAGCAGGUGCAUAUUAACGAGUACCGUGUCCUGUGCUACAAUUACUGAAAAACAAGAGUCACUUGGACAAUGUAAACACCCUUUGUACAUCUAUGUAGAUCGAGAGAAAUAUUUUGUUUUCUGAACUUUGUCCAACUGCAUGUAGCGCAAGUCAAUGGCGUUUUUUCGAUGGUUUGUAACUACAGAGAUUAUAACCCAUAAACUUCCCAAGGAUUUGGCAUGGUGUUAUACUCACACAUAUACAUACUUCCGUCAGCGAUCACAUAUGUCGCGAGUACUGAGCGA
This is a messenger RNA of Lentinula edodes (shiitake mushroom), 1194 nucleotides long. RefSeq names its product carbohydrate-binding module family 12 protein. The record is from RefSeq and is a predicted model, not a curated record. The coding region runs from base 1 to 957 and encodes 318 amino acids. The transcript is spliced from 9 exons. NCBI's taxonomy places the organism in Eukaryota, Fungi, Basidiomycota, Agaricomycetes, Agaricales, Omphalotaceae. Gene Ontology annotation, molecular function: hydrolase activity, hydrolyzing O-glycosyl compounds; carbohydrate binding. Gene Ontology annotation, cellular component: extracellular region. Gene Ontology annotation, biological process: carbohydrate metabolic process.